CGUGGUGUGUAUUGAUGCGUGUGUGCCGAGGUGCAAGGGUUUGGCGGGUUUGGCGGGGUGGUCCUGCCUGGGGUGAGGCUGCAGAGCGCGUCGAGUGGUGUAGCAGUAGUUUGAUACCAGGGCGAGCAAAGUGGCAGCACUACCGCUGGCAAUAAAACACAACCUCUUCAGCGACAUGGUGGGAGGAGGCAAGCGACGAUACGGCGAGGGAAACAGGAAGAGGAGAGGGCGCGAUUGCAGCACGUCAUAAGCACCAGUACAGCUUGAUGAUCUGCGCCUCAGCACUUUCAUGCAGCCCAUGACUCUCCGUAGUAGCGGCGGGGAACACAGCAACGACGUAGCGCAUUACUGAGCAGCAUCAGCACCGUCAGCAGUACUACCGACACCCACAUCAGCAUCAACAGCUGAGGCAGCAGAGACGGCAUCGUAAGAGGAGAGUGAGAGGAUGCAGGGAGGACUGUGCUGGCGAGCAGGCGCCAUGGGCGUCUGGCUGCUGCUGAUGCUGCUACUGAACCUGCAGGAGACGGAGGGCGUGAGGAGCAUGGUGAGAGGAAGCCACGCCCGCGACCUCUCCCUCGGCAGCAACACCCUUCAGAGCCUGCAGACUUUGUGGCAGAAAGACAGCCAGGAGGAGGAGCCCCCCGCGCUCGAUCCCCGCAAAACCUGGGAUUUUUUCCUUCGCAACUCUGAGGCACAGAGUGUCAAAUCACGGAAGAAUCGCAUGAGAAACCGAAAGAACCGCAUCCCCAUGCCAAAGGAAGGCCCUCCCGGUCCCCCGGGGCGCCGGGGACCCGUAGGUCCCCCAGGAGCCCCGGGAGGGACUUUCACCACGCAGGAGAUGGAAGAGUACAUCAAGGACUUUCUGAGAGACUACUUGAGUCAAAACAACAGCUUGCCAAACGCGACGAGUCUGGAGUCAGGCGAGGGCCAGAGAUCGUCCCGGGCGGGUCGGGGCCGCGUAAAGGCUGCCUUCACCGCCAUUCUGCCACGCCCCCUCGUCCUCAACCCCUCUGGACUCUCAAUCGUCGACUCCUUCACCAUUACGUUCUCCCCGGGGGUAUUCGAACGGCGGAUGGUCCUGCAGCACGGCGGGUUCUCGGCGAUCAAGCGCGGCAUCUACCAGGUGGCCGCCUCCCUGGUGUUGCACCCUUACGGCCGCCCCAACAGCCCCCCGCUCGAACCGCCGCAAGACAUUAGCGUCUAUCUGUGCAUUACCACGUGCGCCAGGGACAGGCGUCGGCUGGAGUGGUCGGGAGGCCUGGGCGAGGGCUCGGUCACGGCGGUGCUGGUGGGCCACGUCGUCCUAAUGAGAGGUGACACGCUCCUUGUCGCCGUCGACAAUCCCACAAAGAGACCUCUGCAGGUGAGAACAGGAUCAAGCUUCUCGGCCGCGCUCAUCGGGACCUAAACACCUGCACCAGGAAGUUUUGCGCCGAGUUCCGCACCCAGAGGGCAACGAACUGGGUGCGUCAGAUGAAAUGUUCCUUGAGUGUGCAAGCGAAAACAAAAAAUAAGAUAAUACUAGUGAGGUGUGUCACAGAAAGUGUUUCUAUCAGCGGCAGCAUGUGAUGUAAAGAGGUGGACCACACUGCGUAUGUGAGAAAAGGCGCGGCAGAUCAUCACGCCUUGAGAAGCUCAUGAGCGGCGAGUGAGUGAGCUGCAAGAGUGACUACAAGACGGCCGCGUGUUGAUGUGGCGCCCUUGAAGAAAAAAAGACUGACGCUAUUAUACGUACUGAGGACCUUUAGAGGCCGCAAGCCAUAUCAGGCAGUUAUAAUUAAAACGUGGGUUAAAAGCUUUACGUAGAUGACAUGGAAUUAAAAAAAAAAAAUGUAUUUAUUUUGACGUGUGUUUGUGAGUAGCCCAGCGGUUGUCCCUGAGUGGGAUGUGUUUUUUGUGUGUUAGUGACAGUUUGGGUUAUUGUGACAUUCACGCUCGGAUAAAUGUAUCUCUCUCUCUCUCUCUCUCUCUCUCUCUCUCUCUCUCUCUCUCUCUCUCUCUCUCUCUCUCUCUCUCUCUCUCUCUCUCUCUCUCUCUCGCGGCGUGGUUGUGAGACGCCCUGCAGCCCCUGACCUUCUCCCUCUCCCUUUCCCACUCCCAGGCUCUGCACGCGGGUCACAGCUUCAUGUUCCUUCGGGAGCAUGAAGGACGUGAAUUUCUGCACAGAAGGCUAUUGUUAGCUCAGUGUUAGAGAAUAUUUUGUUCAGUGAGGCUCUAGGUUUCUGUCGUGUGAGUCUCUCUCUCUCUCUCUCUCUCUCUCUCUCUCUCUCUCUCUCUCUCUCUCUCUCUCUCUCUCUCUCUUAUAUUUAUGGUGCUUUCGUCCCUGCGCCCUGUACAAAGCUGCUUACAGUAUAUCUUGUCGGAGGAUGUUAUACUCUCGUAAACCAAGACCACGGAUUAGGACGAACGAUGCUCCUCGACAAACGCACUUCCUUUAGAUGUUUCACGUACAUUCCAGAGACGUAGGCAGUAUGCUGGAACAUUGUACUCUAACCCUGUCUCUGUCAUCAUUAAUCCUUCUCCUUCUCUUCUUCCUUCUUUUCUUCGUCCUCCUCCUCAAAUGUAUUUUAGCACGUUCAUGUAAAUAUUUAAAAGCGUUGUUCCCUGUGACAGUAUCUUCCUUCCUUGUACGUGUUCUUCAUUCAAUAGCCGUGAAGUUGUCUAUAUAAUAAAUGCGAAGUACAAUAGUUAUUAUUUGUGCCAA
Molecule: messenger RNA, 2704 nt
Organism: Scylla paramamosain (green mud crab)
Lineage: Eukaryota; Metazoa; Arthropoda; Malacostraca; Decapoda; Portunidae
Product: adipolin-like
Exons: 7
Coding region: 446-1408 (320 amino acids)
Source: RefSeq, a predicted model, not a curated record